AUGAAUUCUUCUUCAUCCGAUGACAUUAGUGGUGCUCUUCUUGCGGCACCAUAUCAAUUGAAUAUUUGGUUUGGUUUAUUUCUUUGGAUAACUGGAAAUUGUGGUUGUAUUGGUAAUAUGAUUGUAUUUUGUUCAAAAUCAUUUCGUAAUCGAGCUUAUUCAGUUUAUUUAUUAUCAGAAGCUAUGUCAGAUUUUCAUUAUUUUAAUUUUGUAUUAUUAACACGAAUACUUCAAAAAGGUUUUCAAAUACCAAUUAUGAUUCGUUAUGUCAACAUCUGUAGAUAUAGACAAUUUGCAUCUGUUUGGGGAAAUCAAGUAUCUUUUACUUUAUUCUCAUUUGCAACUAUUGAUCGACUUCUAUCUGCACAACGUUCGAAUAAAUAUCGACAAUGGAGUAAUCGACUUUCAUUAUCGUAUAAAUUAUCAAUAGGUUGCGUAUUAUUUUGGUUUUUACUUAUUGGACAUCGACUUAUUUUAUAUAAUAUAUACGAUGGUACAUGUGGUCCUCCUGAAGGUGUCUAUGCUGAAUAUGAUAAUUAUUUUGAAGUUGUAUUUGCUGGAAUAUGUCCACCUAUAGUUAUGUCAUUACUUGCUUAUCUAUUAAUAAAAAGUGUUCGAAAUGUUAUUCACCGACGAGUUACUCCAGGAAAUGAUGUAAUACAACCAGCAGUUGUACCUCGAACAAUUCUUCAACAAAUGGAUGCACAAUUGACAUUAAUGUUAAUCUUACAAUCAGUUAUAACUAUUAUAACAUAUGUACCAUAUGCAGUUCAAUUAAUUUAUGAAAAUGUGACUCAAUAUUGGUCGAAAUCAUCUUUACGAAUUGCUCAAGAAAGCGUUUUUACAGAAUUUACACAUUUAUUGUCAUAUGUUUUCUUUGCUUCAAGUUUCUACGUAUCAAUGAUUACAAAUGGUGGAUUUCGUCGACAAAUUAAACGUGUUUUUCUACCGCAAAAAACGAAUGAACAUAUAGAUCAUAUGAACACUGUACAGCGUACAGUUGUGUCUGCUCAUACCCAACCAAAAUAA
Molecule: messenger RNA, 1029 nt
Organism: Adineta steineri
Lineage: Eukaryota; Metazoa; Rotifera; Eurotatoria; Adinetida; Adinetidae
Source: the annotation of a GenBank genome assembly